AUGGCUCUUCUUGCUCUGAGCAUUGCCAUUGAGAUGACUGAAGCAGGUUAUUAUGGAGAGGGUGAUGAUGGCUUCUGUAACAAUGGUGGUUGGCGUGGGUGCAAAAGCUUUUUCAGAGGGGGAGGAGGGGGUGGCGGCGGUGGUGGAGGUGGAGGGGGAGGUGGUAAUGGAAAUGGGGGUAGUGGUUCAGGACAUGGUGAAGGUUUUGGAGCUGGGGUUGGUGUAGACGGAGGUGGCGGUGGAGGUGGUGGGGGGUCAGGUGGUGGAGGUGGCGGCAAUGUGGAUGGUUCGGGGUAUGGAAGUGGAAGAGGAUUUGGUUCAGGCGCAGGUUUUGGAGGACGCAAAGGUGGCGGCGCCUUUGGAGGUGGUGGAGGAGGAGGAGGAGGGGGUGGUGGUGGUAAUGGAAAUGGGGGUAGUGGUUCAGGUCACGGCGAAGGUUUUGGAGCUGGGGUUGGUGUUGAUGGCGGUGGUGGUGGCGGUGGAGGGGGGUCAGGAGGCGGAGAUGGUAGCAAUGUGGAUGGUUCGGGGUAUGGAAGUGGCAGAGGAUUUGGUGCGGGGGCAGGUUUUGGAGGACACAACGGUGGAGGUGGCGGUGGAGGAGGAGGAGGAGGCGGAGGUGGUGGUACCGGGUCUGGAGGAGGGUUCGGUCAUGGUAGUGGCUUUGGUGCUGGUUUUGGUGUGGGAGAAAGUGGUGGAGGUGGUGGGGGAGGAGGAGGAGGAGGUGGAGGUGGAGGUUUUGGUUCAAAUGGUGGUUAUGGUCAUGGCAGUGGUUUUGGAAUGGGUGGUGGAUUCGGUGGCAGUGGUGGAGGAAGCCAAGAAGGAAACACUUCCGGUGGCGGAGGAGGAGGUGGUGGUGGCGGUGGCGGCGGUGGCAACAAUGAUAAUGGUUACGGUGAAGGUUACGGGCAUGGUGAAGGCAGUGGUUUCGGUGGAAGUAUAGACAACACAUACGGCAAUGGCAGUGGCAAAAAUGGCGGCGGCGUAGGCAUGGGCUUUGGUAUGGGUAUUGGAUUUGGUUUCGGCAUCGGUGCCGGCGCCGGCGGCGAAGCUGAAAACAGUGCAAAACCCUAA
Molecule: messenger RNA, 1071 nt
Organism: Ipomoea nil (Japanese morning glory)
Lineage: Eukaryota; Viridiplantae; Streptophyta; Magnoliopsida; Solanales; Convolvulaceae
Product: glycine-rich cell wall structural protein 1-like
Exons: 2
Coding region: 1-1071 (356 amino acids)
Source: RefSeq, a predicted model, not a curated record